CAUGGAUACCACCGGCCACAGCGUCCUCCUCCUCCAGCAGCUGAACAUGCAGCGGGAGUUUGGCUUUCUGUGUGACUGCACAGUUGCCAUUGGAGAUGUUUACUUCAAAGCCCACAGAGCGGUGCUCGCUGCUUUUUCAAACUAUUUUAAGAUGAUAUUUAUUCAUCAGACGAGCGAAUGCAUAAAGAUUCAGCCUACAGACAUUCAGCCUGACAUAUUUAGUUACUUGUUGCAUAUCAUGUACACCGGAAAAGGGCCAAAGCAGACCGUCAGCCAGAGCCGACUGGAGGAGGGCAUCCGCUUUCUCCACGCAGACCACCUCUCCCAUAUCGCGAUCGAGAUGAACCAAGUGUUCUCCCCAGAGCCGGUCCAGUCUUCAAACUUGUACGGCAUCCAGAUCUCGGCCGCACACAAACCGGCGAAGGAACGCCUGGGAGCGAAGGAGAGUCUGCCCAAGGUGGGCAGCAGGUCUGCUGCCCAGGGCGAUCACCCGCAGCUGCAGCUCUCUCUGGCCAUCGGCCUGGACGACAGCUCCCUCGACCAGCAGGUCGCUCGCCCCUCCGCUCAGCCCGCUGCUCUCGCCAAGCCGGCAGAAGGGCGUCCGAAGCUCUCGGUCUCCAUAAAGCAGGAGAGGUGCGACUCGGAGCCCGUGGUGUCCCAGAGCUGCGCCCCUCCUUCUCCGGAGGUAGCAGGCCCCAUCUUUGCUAAGGCCAGCCUCAGGGUGCACUUGUGUCACUACUGCGGGGAGCGUUUUGACUCCCGGGGGGGGCUGCGGGAGCACUUGCACACCCACGUCUCGGGCUCGCUGCCGUUCGGCGUGCCGGCCUCCAUCCUGGAGAGCAGCGACCUGGGGGAAGUGCAGCCUCUGGCUGAGGACAGGGAGGCUGGGGAUGGCCACCGGCUCGGGGCCUUCCUCCUCAAGGAGGAUGAGCAUCAGCUGGAGCAUCUGAGCUGCAGCGACUUGGAGCCUCUGCAGAUCAGCCAGCUCUCCCUCAUCUCCAAGGACCACGAACCAGUAGAGUUGAACUGUAACUUUUCUUUCUCAAGAAAGAGAAAAAUCAGCUGCACAGUUGGCCGCACGUUUUUCCCGAAGAGCCAGCUGCUCGAACACGUGUACACACACAGAGGGAAACAGCACAAAUACAGCCCAAAAACCAGCCGCUGCCAGCGGCUGGAGAGCCCCGCGACCCCCAGGUUUCGUCCUUGCUGUGACAGCGAGAGCGUGGGGAAAAGCUCCAGUUUAUCCCAAGACCACUGAGAUGAAUGUAUACUGGAGUCGGAUCUCAUCCAAGAAAGUGUUGAUACGAUCCUGGUAGAGUAG
Messenger RNA from Nipponia nippon (crested ibis), 1321 nucleotides. The record is from RefSeq and is a predicted model, not a curated record. Lineage: Eukaryota; Metazoa; Chordata; Aves; Pelecaniformes; Threskiornithidae.